AUGGCUGAAUUAUAUCCCGAUGAAUUUGAUGAACUUAAUAUGUGUGCGCUUGAGAAUCAACUAGCAAAUUACAUCAUUGAUGUCCGUGGUAUCGAUAAAAGUUUCUCCAAUUUAAAUGGGCUUUGUGAUCUUUCAAAAAAAUUGGUUCAGACAAGAAAGCACUCUUGUUAUCCUCUUGUAUUUUGUUUGGUGAAAUUUGUUUUGCUUCUUCCAAUUACCACUUUAUCUGUUGAAGGAGCCUUUUCAACAAUGAAGUUUAUUAAGAAUGAGUUGUGGAAUAAAAUGAAUGAUGUCUUUUUUAGAGGUUGCAAUGUUCCUUUUAUGGAAAAAGAUGUGUUUAAUAACAUUUCAACUGAUGAUAUUAUUGUCUUUUCAAGCAAUGAAACCUCGUCGAGUGAUAUUGUAAAUGUGCUUGAGAAGUAUUGGUAG
Capsicum annuum is the source of this 429-nucleotide messenger RNA. RefSeq lists its product as uncharacterized. The record is from RefSeq and is a predicted model, not a curated record. Gene Ontology annotation, molecular function: protein dimerization activity. Lineage: Eukaryota; Viridiplantae; Streptophyta; Magnoliopsida; Solanales; Solanaceae. Bases 1 to 429 code for a protein of 142 amino acids. The transcript has a single exon.